Molecule: messenger RNA, 1255 nt
Organism: Lepidothrix coronata (blue-crowned manakin)
Lineage: Eukaryota; Metazoa; Chordata; Aves; Passeriformes; Pipridae
Gene: SPOP
Product: speckle type BTB/POZ protein
Exons: 8
Coding region: 1-972 (323 amino acids)
Biological process (GO): proteasome-mediated ubiquitin-dependent protein catabolic process; regulation of proteolysis
Cellular component (GO): cytoplasm; nucleus
Molecular function (GO): ubiquitin protein ligase binding
Source: RefSeq, a predicted model, not a curated record
AUGUUCUCUCCAGAGGAGCUGCCAACGCUGCUGCCCUGUCACUGCAGGUGUUUGCGUGUGAACCCCAAGGGCCUGGAUGAGGAGAGCAAGGAUUACCUGUCCCUGUACCUGCUGCUGGUGAGCUGCCCCAAGAGCGAGGUCCGAGCCAAGUUCAAGUUCUCCAUCCUCAACGCCAAAGGAGAGGAGACAAAAGCCAUGGAGAGCCAACGCGCCUAUCGAUUCGUGCAAGGCAAGGACUGGGGCUUCAAGAAAUUCAUCAGGAGAGAUUUCCUGCUGGAUGAAGCCAACGGACUCCUUCCAGAUGACAAACUCACUCUGUUCUGUGAGGUGAGUGUGGUGCAGGACUCAGUGAACAUCUCUGGCCAGAACACCAUGAACAUGGUGAAGGUGCCCGAGUGCCGCCUGGCUGACGAGCUGGGCGGGCUCUGGGAGAACUCGCGGUUCACGGACUGCUGCCUCUGCGUGGCAGGCCAGGAGUUCAAGGGGCACAAAGCCAUCCUGGCAGCGCGUUCCCCAGUGUUCAGCGCCAUGUUUGAGCACGAGAUGGAGGAGAGUAAAAAGAAUCGGGUUGAAAUCAAUGAUGUGGAGCCGGAAGUUUUUAAGGAAAUGAUGUGUUUUAUUUAUACUGGGAAGGCACCAAAUCUUGACAAAAUGGCUGAUGACUUGCUGGCAGCUGCUGACAAGUACGCCCUGGAGCGGCUCAAGGUGAUGUGUGAGGACGCUCUGUGCAGUAACCUGUCCGUGGAGAACGCGGCCGAGAUCCUCAUCCUGGCUGACCUGCACAGCGCCGACCAGCUCAAGACCCAGGCCGUGGACUUCAUCAACUACCACGCCUCGGAUGUCAUGGAGACGUCGGGCUGGAAGUCCAUGGUGGUGUCCCACCCCCACCUGGUGGCCGAGGCCUAUCGCUCCUUGGCCUCGGCACAGUGUCCCUUCCUGGGGCCGCCCCGGAAGCGACUGAAGCAAUCCUAAAGCCCUGCCCCACACCUCACCCCAUGUGUUUUUUUUUUCCUGGAAGCGGCUCCAGCUGGGGCCGCCUUGAAACCUUGACCACCAGGUAGACAGCGAAAUCUGUGGAGCUUUUACUCUGUUGUUGGGGGGAAGAGGCUGCUCCGUGACAUCCAGACUUUUUCAAACAGCACCAAGUAACUUUGGGAGAGGGGGGAGGGUGGGGGCUCUGGGGCUGUUCAACCUUCUGAAUCCCUGUCGCUGCGUCGUCUGUGUGUUCCCUUCCACCUGGCUGAAGUCAGUUGAG